UGUAAUAUGUAUGCAAAGUGGUUCACGUUACAGCGUGUCCGGGUCACGAACGCAGUGCAGGUAAGGUAUCAAGACACACGAGAGAACGUUCCUAAAUACUAUCCAGAUUUGAGAAUCAAAGAAAGACUACGGCGUCUCUGUUGGACGUCAAGUUCGACAAUGGUGAAGGCAAAGAAGUUCGUGAUCGCUGCAAAGUUCGAUGGACUGCCGAAGGUGAGCGACUUUCAGCUCGUAGAGGAGGACACGCCGGAACUAAAGAAUGGAGAUCUUCUCUGCGAGACCUUGUUCAUUUCUGUGGACCCAUACAUGAGGAUUUUUGGCCGCUCCCUAAAGGAGGGCGACACCAUGAUCGGGGAGGUAGUGUCACGAGUGAUCGAGUCCAAAAGCAAGAAGUACCCGGUGGGAACCACAGUGCUGGCCGGGUACGGGUGGCGCACACACGCUGUCGUGCACGAGGACGACAAACAUCCUCUCCCCACCGCGCAACUUCGGGCGGUUCCCGCAGACUUCCCCAAGGAACUGUCUCCUGGGCUCCUGCUGGGGGUUACCGGUAUGCCGGGUAUGACGGCUUACUUUGGACUCAUUGACGUCUGCCAGGCAAAGGCAGGGGAAACCGUUUUCGUCAACGCUGCCGCGGGGGCUGUCGGGAGUUUGGUGGGACAAAUUGCCAAGAUCAAAGGCUGUAAAGUGAUCGGCUGUGCAGGAACUGACGACAAGGUCACCUGGCUCCGUGACCUUGGCUUUGACUACGUCUUCAACUACAAGACCAAGUCUCUGAGCGAGGAACUCAAGAAAGUCGCACCUGAAGGCAUUGACUGUUACUUUGAUAACGUGUGCAUGCAGUUCGCAACAUAA
Branchiostoma floridae (Florida lancelet) is the source of this 855-nucleotide messenger RNA. Its product is annotated as prostaglandin reductase 1-like. The record is from RefSeq and is a predicted model, not a curated record. Lineage: Eukaryota; Metazoa; Chordata; Leptocardii; Amphioxiformes; Branchiostomatidae. Bases 7 to 855 code for a protein of 282 amino acids. Gene Ontology annotation, molecular function: 15-oxoprostaglandin 13-reductase [NAD(P)+] activity. Gene Ontology annotation, biological process: prostaglandin metabolic process. The transcript is spliced from 7 exons.